Molecule: messenger RNA, 7279 nt
Organism: Ctenopharyngodon idella (grass carp)
Lineage: Eukaryota; Metazoa; Chordata; Actinopteri; Cypriniformes; Xenocyprididae
Gene: znf644b
Product: zinc finger protein 644b
Exons: 6
Coding region: 564-4271 (1235 amino acids)
Biological process (GO): regulation of transcription by RNA polymerase II
Cellular component (GO): nucleus
Molecular function (GO): DNA-binding transcription factor activity, RNA polymerase II-specific; RNA polymerase II cis-regulatory region sequence-specific DNA binding
Source: RefSeq, a predicted model, not a curated record
AACUAAAAUCUCCACUAAAAGUGUUACGGUUUUCAACAACAAAAAGAAAAAAUGCUUAUAAUCACUUCCUGAUAAAAUGAAAAGCAUUCCAGCCAAUUAUGACAUUAUUAUUGACCACAUCCCUAGGUGUGCAAGUCCACCUCCCCACCAUCUUUUUCUGUCUAUUUUUUUUAACACCGGCAGUAACUUCACCCAAGAAGAAUUCACCCUCUGUCUCUGGAAUAAUCCAUAUCGCGAGCGGGGGAUUUACAGUAUGUCUCACCAUCACCCCACUUUAUAAAGACCCAAUGAACUAUUUCUCCGUGAUAAAAUAACAUGACCUUGCCUUUUCACUUUCUCUUUUAAAGAAGGUAAACAUUUAUUUUGUUCUUCGUAUAUGGUGUAAUUUGUGUACGCACAGACCGAACAUCCCUCCUGGAGUUUUAGUUCAACCUGCAGAAUUUUAGGCAAAAUGGCGACAUUGUAACAGAUGGAGGACGAAAAAAAGGACUGUAAUCAAGUACCAUGACAAACUUGCCCCAUGUUAUAGUGUCAUUCUCUGGAAAGAUCGUGUUGUCUCCGUUAUGGCAGCAGUAAAAGAGAGCACAGAGGAAGACAAAGAGGUAGAAUCUUCCUCUGACACUCAAGAGUUGACAAGCACAUCUUCUCCCAACAACAACAAUAACAGCUUGGAUCCACCAGAGCCCCUGCCCUUGGACAGUCACCAAAACCCUUUAAAUGGAGUCCAGCCGAACCCAUUUGUCUGUGGUAGCGUCCCUGCUGCCCCCAGCACAAACGACUCAUUGCCUUCAGGAGCACUUGUUAAUGGAGCUGCUUCACACUGUACCUCAGAGGAGUCCUGCGUCCACAACAAAGACAUGUCCCCUCUGCCCGGGACAGACACUAGCCCUGAGGUGUUACCGCCUCCCAGUGAGCUUCAAUCAGACACCCGGCAGAAAGCAGAAGGGUGCGCCCUAAAAGUGCAGCCCGCACGGGCCUCAUCUGAAUCAAACAACAGUGACGGUGAGGCCCCCCUAGAUGUGCUGGUGGGGGAAGGCUUGGAUAACAGGCCAAUCAGCCGACUGUUGGCUAGAAAGGGAAUCAAAGCAGGGUGCUUAUGGGACUUUGAUUCUGAGUUGUCAGAGAGUUCUUCUGAUGACUGUGAUGGUCUAACUUGGGGCCUGCAGGAGAAGUUCAUGCGGAUACUGCUGAAAAGCAGUGUAGCAGGUGAUGGGGUAAGAACAAAGGUGGAGAUUGAUGGAGCUCCACCUGCCAACCAAAGACGGAGGAUGCGUAAAAAUCGUGCCAUGGAGAGGGCUGACACUGGAGGACAGGUUUAUGAUGGCUUUGAUUACGCAUCCCAGAAUUCCCUGUCUGCCGAAGAAUCCGAUUUUGAGUCGUCCAUUAACAAAGAACAUGCCUUCAGGAAAGAGCCGGAAAGUUUGAAAGCAUAUGCCGGCUUGCGCCUGGAGAAAUUCUGCGACAAGUCAGCUGCCAUGAAGGAGCUAAUUUCAAGCGAGAAGGAAGAGAGAUGUGAUGAAGGCGGCAGCGACGUAGAAACAAACACCUACAUGGGUGAAAAAUCGGCACGGUUAAAGACAGAGACAAAAACAGGCGAAGAGCCGUCCUUCUUCCCAUGUUCAAAGUGCAAUGAUAAUUUCAAGGAGAAGAGGCAUUUGCAUAGGCAUAUGAUGUAUCAUUUAGAUAGGAAUAAAAAGGUGAGACAAGAACACGUUCCCCGACCCUUUAUAUGUAGAGAGUGUGGGCGUUCAUUCCGAGACCUAACCUCUCUGCAAAAGCACAUUAUAAUCCACCAGGUGCGGAGGGAGAGGCUGAUGGAGGAGAUUAAAGGUUUCAGUAAGAUAGAUGUCGAGGGAAGAAGAGCUUGCCUUCAGUGUCCCCAGUGUGUCUUUGGAACGAAAUGCCCCAAAACUUUCGUCCAUCAUGGCAAAACUAAUGAGAAGGAGAAGUUGUCUUAUAGCUGUGAGGAAUGUGAUCACAUGACUACGACUGCAAUGGAGGCACAUGAGUGUACAGCUCACCACAACACAUGUGGCAAGACUGGCAACUCUUUUGUAUGUCAAAGUUGCACAUUUACAAGUACGAAUAGAUAUAGCUUCAGAAAGCAUGUGGAGCUCAUCCACGGGCAGCCGUAUUAUGAGAGUUAUGAAGCUCAACCACACCGCAGUAUGGAUGAUCACAUAAAAGCUUUGUUUGACCAACCUAAAACCAAGGACUCAUCUUUACUGAUGCCAAAGAUUCAAAGCACAGAGAAGCGGUCUGUUAGGGACAGAGGUGAGCUGCCCUUUAGGCCCAAUGGCUCAGCUGACCUUAAUGUGAGAAGCAAAGAAACACAAAAAGCCUGUGACGGUUUCAGCUCCUCGCUGAUCAAAUGGAGCCCUGGCAGCCCAGCAAACAAGCUGUCACCAUUCUCACUGAGAAGUGACAAGCCAAGCAAAUUAUCCCCUCUGCCUACAGAGAAAAUAGACGUGACAACAGGUCUCCCGUAUGUCGAAGAAGACAAUCAAGAAUAUGAAAGCGCUGUCUCAGAAAAGAGGACAAAAUAUCUUUCCAGCUUUGACGUACAUCUUACAACGAAAACAGAGAUCGUGAGUAAAGCAGCCUGUCUGAACCCUGGCACUGAGAGCCGUCCCAAAGAUCCUUCAACUGGCAGUACUUUAGCGCUGCAACCGCUGAGGCACAAAAUGCCGUCGAAAAGAAAAAUGUCUAUCCCAUAUCGCAACACCCAUGCCAAUAUUCCUCAUGUGCGUCUUCCAAAAUGUGAGCCUGAGUCUCCACAAUGGGACCCUAGUACACCACAAGAGGGAGAUGACAAUGAAGGUGCUCAGGAUUUCAGCGACUGCACCAAAGAUCAGUUUUAUAGCAAUACCCCCAGUGAUUAUUUCAUCCCACUCAACAACAACAUUCUGGACUAUUCCAAUCUUACUAAUCCAGACAAUAGCAGAGUGGACGACAGUGAUGAUAUUUGUACAUUUAUAGUGAAGGAGGAGUGUAUUGAGAGUAUAAUAAGUGAGGAUAACCCUGAUCAGGUUGUUUAUCAGCAAAACGAUCCUUAUGCAGAGUAUAUUGUCAACCCUUUGUCUAUGGUGGGCAGGAAGUGCUGUCCCUACUGCCCCGCAGUGUUUGAGUCUGGGGUGGGCUUGUCUAACCAUGUGAGAGGACACUUACAUAGGGUUGGGCUGAGUUAUGAUGCUCGUCACGUGGUGUCACCUGAGCAAGUGGCAUCUCAGGACCGCCAGCCUCGCAUACGCAGAAAAAUUCCCUCAGUGAAUCGCAGAAUCAGAAAAGAUAAGCCAGAGUCUAAAACCGAGCACACCUGUCCGCUGUGCCUGGGCUGGUUUGACACUAAGACCGGCCUCUCCAAUCAUGUGCGGGGUCACCUGAAGCGGAUUGGCAAGCCUAUUUCGGGCGCUAGCAAGUCACCUCUCUGCAUUCUGACAGAACUUCUUCAGGAUGAGGAGGAGUACAGGAACAUUAUGAGGGUGUUUGGUUCCAGACCACACUUAUCAAAACCUUUUGUCUCUCAAAAGUUUGCCAGCAGCGAUGGACUGUUUCUUACAUCCUCUGGCAUUCCCAUGAAGAUCCAUCAUGCCACUGGCACACCAGACCAAGAGCAAUGGACUAUGAUCAGGUCCCCCCAGGUCGACAGGGAGAGGAAGAGGGCCUAUGAGGUCCGAUCUAGCACUUUAGAGGAUCUUCUGGGAAAUACGAAAGUGGAGCAGGAAGUGGAGGAUGAGGAUGCCAGUACUCCUUUGACCAUCUCCUACACUAGUGGCAGUAUACCCAGAUCGCCAUCUGUGAAGCUGGAUCCUACCUGGAGCCAAGAGAAGUUUGCAGUGAAUAAGAAGAUCUGCAUCCACUGCAACACGACGUUCCACAGCGGCGUAAGCCUGUCCAAUCAUCUUCGAGCGUAUGCGCGACGGAAGAAAAUUGCCUUAGUAGAAGGAACAACAUAUGAUUGUAAACAGAAGAGGCCGAGAUCAAGGCCUGGGCCAAAAAGGAAGGCGUUUUCAUCUUCACACGCCGCCUCUGAAGUGAUCUACAGAAUGACCUGCAGGUUCUGUGAUCUGAUCUUCCAGGGUCCUCAGUCUAUUCAGGAAGACUGGAUCAAGCACUUGCAGAGGCAUCUUAUGCACACAAGUAUCCCCGGCGUGGGUGCAGGUAUGGUGGAGGUUUCAGCGCUGUGUAAAGAGCUGUGUUCCCCAUCUCCCCCCGAGCGCCUGCUCCUGGAUACACACCCUCCUCUCAGUCUGCCUGAGGGGGUCUCCUAAGCCACGUUUACACACCAGCUAUGCUCGCUGUACACCUGUUCUGCACAUGUUCAUAAACAAAUACACAUAUAAUACUGCAUAUACAUCUCUAUAUAUGAAUACAGAAUAGAAAUAUAUACAUAUAAUAUAAAUGAAAGAUUUUCUUAUAUUGCAUAUUAUUCAUUUUUCUCUUUGUUUUAUAUCCCAAUUUUAUUGUAUCGAUCUUCGGUUAUUCUUAAGGGCAUGCUAUUUGCAACAUAGAUUUAGAGUUCGGCUAUAUUUAGAUCUUGGAUGUGCACAUUAGGCAGUCUCGCUGUAGACUGCAGUUCUUGCAAGUCUAAAAUCCAGCAGCUAGAUUUUAGAAACUAUCCAAGAUAGUAGAAUUCAGAGGUCACUGUUUAAAACAUGGCAAUAUGACUAUCAAGAUCAAGAUCACUUGACUUAAUGCUAUUUACUGUAAUUUUGCGCCGCAAAGUUUAUUUACACUGACAAAAAAACAUGUAUAACCAAUUUUUAAGAGAGUAUAUUAACAUAAUAAUAUAUCUACAGUAGUGCUUUAUUUCUGGUUAAAAAAUUCUUAUAUUUACUCUUAUGCAUCAUUUAACACAUUAGGGAAAAAAUGUCAUAUUGCGUAUACUGGGCAUUAGAGCCCAAAACAUGUAACGCAGCCUAUUACCAUAUUUUUAAUGCUAUUAUCAAAGAAAUAAACUGUGAACUUUAUGAAUACAUCAGUGAAUAUUUUUCAAAGCUUUCUAGUUGUUUAGUAAUAUCAUGGGCAAUACUGUCAUAAUGCAAUAUUAGUUCUAUCUAUAUAAUGUCAAAAAAGUCAUUGUUCUAUAUUAUUGUUGUAAGUUGCUGAAAUCCCUGCAAAUGCUAUUCUUGCUCAUCAUUUUAUGGUGCUACAAUGUAAGGUAUAAAAGUAUGAUAACGCAACUAAUUAUCAUGUUUUACUUUAGGAUACUAAAGGGAAUCUUUACCACUCAUUCUUUCUGAGGUAAAUGAUUUCUUAGCAUUUGAUUGUACAUAAAGCUGUAAAGACCAAAUGGAGCGAUAGUCCUCCAUGCCCUGGUCAACCCUUCAAAUAGUUACCAUGUAACUAUGUACCAUUACUUGGUGAUGAUAAUGUGCAAGCACAUACCGAUCAAUUAAGGUAUACAAUGUGUUAAUGAACCGAGCAAGCGUUAACACGUUGUAUUUAUGUCUCUGUUAAGUCACUAAUAGCCAAUUAAAAUGUAAUUGUGAUUUAAACCUUUGUAUCUUUUUCUGCUGUAAUACUUAUUUACUUUACACUGCCACUUUGUUGACUCUGUCCAACACUGUUGUUAUAUAAGUAUCAAGGAUCUCCAUGACAUCAGCUCUGUCUUUGUGUAGAGGAAUAGCUCUGAUAAUAUCAGAGAAAGCAGCUUGACCGGGGUUCAUCAGUAAGCGUCUGGUCCGGGAGGCGACCUCACAGUUUGUCCCGGGCAGGGCUUAGACUGGCGAUCAAAGCUGUACAAACCAAUUGUCAUCACGUUCCUCUGGAGGGAAUUUGGAGUACAUUAAUGCCCCUGCUUUGGGAAAUAAUUGUAUCUCUCUGUGACUUCAUUAGGCUCUCCUGGCCGAAUCAAAAGGCACUCCACCAAGGCUGGAAGCUGCAUGGUGGGCAGACAGUGUCCCAAAGGGCCGAAUGAAUAAAAAACGAGGGAUUAUAAUGAGAUUGAGCUAACCAUGACCAGGAUUGAGUUUUUCCAUUAUACCAUUGGCAGCUUUAAGAAUGAGGUGGACGAGGGGGGAGGCAGGAACAUAAAGAAAUGUGUAAGAUCCACACCAGCCAUCUGCCACGGGGCUGUGCCGCUGACAGACCAGAGCACGCUUAUCAUUAGGCCGUGAAUCAAAGAGGCCUGCUCUCUGGAGAUUCCUCCAUUAAAACAGUAUACAAGUGUCAUCACUUCUCGGUGUGCAAGAGAGCACAUCUUAUCUGAAUCAGGAAGCAUUUGGAAAACAAGAAAGAGGCUUUCUAUUAAUCACCAUAUUUUAUUUGUUAAAUCCAACCUCCACAAUGUAUAAGAAAGGGAUUGCAUGCUAUGUUGUUUCAUAUUAAUGGUGUAACCUUAGGUGGUAAUUAAAAUCGCCCUCUGGCGGAUAAGCAUGUUCUUAAUAUUUCAUUGGCGCAAUUGUGACAAAGGCAGACUAGGGACCGCAGGAAGGAUAGAGAGGGUUUAUCUCACAUUACAUGUAUCUCCCGAUCAUAGUCUCAGGUGCACCUGACACAAACACCAGGAGAUACUGUUGAUUGAUUGAAUGAUUGAUGGAUGGACUCUCUUUUAACCCUUUCUUAGUGUUUUCUUGUCUCCUAAGACUGCCACUUGUCUUGACUUUUUUCCCUCCUCUGAAGUGGCAGGAGCGACUCGGGGAUCAGGACCAGUGACCGAGCCCUCGCCGUUGUCGACCGUGCCCUUGCUUUUGCUUUCGGUCAUUCCUAAAGUGUAAGAGCCUUCACUUCCUCUGUGAAAAAGAGAGAGAAGAAAAGAGAGAGUGUGAGAACAAAAAAAUCAAUAGGUUUCCAUUAUCUGGUUGGGCAGUGUCACUGGCCUGUCAAUGAUCCCGCUACAGUCCCGGCACAAGGGUGAGACGAGCCCCCAGUCAAUCGCCACUGACAAGAGGAAAACAUGCUGACAGCAACCAGGAACAAGUCAGAACACAGAUUUGCACUUCAAGCGCUCGUCCGAGGGGGCGGUGUGAGGGGGCCACCAAACGACGUAGGGCCAGACUCAGGCUGAUAGGGGGGCAUGGUAGAGGGGGCUCUGGCCGGGUUUUCACCCCUUGUCUGAAUGUCUCACUCCCCCUCACAAACGCUUUUAUCCUCCCAUCAAUUAUUUACCUCUGGAUACACCAAAGGAAACCCAGGUGCACUGAUUGUGGCCAAGAGAAAUUCAUCACCUUCGUGGUCGCCACAAGCUCGAGCUCUCUGUUCCGUUCCUUCUCUUUCUCCCCCCUUUGCUACCCAUCUCCCCGUCCCACAAAAUAAAUAAAAAAUAGUAUUGAAUAUG